Molecule: messenger RNA, 2863 nt
Organism: Orbicella faveolata
Lineage: Eukaryota; Metazoa; Cnidaria; Anthozoa; Scleractinia; Merulinidae
Product: lissencephaly-1 homolog
Molecular function (GO): protein binding
Source: RefSeq, a predicted model, not a curated record
GUGCUUGAAAUCGAGCGGUGUUUGAGUUUCAAAAUUGAUAGACUGUGAAAGAGAAAUAGGCGAUUCUGUGGCGUUUUAUGCGGUCGAAUAGCCGCUUGUGAAGGUGACAAGAACCACAGAAGACGAAUCAAAUUCAAGUCCACGCUUGUAAAGCGAAAACGAUCUUUCAACCAAGGCCCACGAAGUUUGGAAAGCGGAGGGUGCCGCUACCAAGAUGGAGUGAAUGUGAUGGUUACUGUACACAGAUCGCCUAGUGAGGAAUGUUUUCAGUGCAAUUCAAGAUCGUAGAUGCUCGUGAUCUUAACAAAAGCUGAUUGAAAAGACUACGAAAAUCUUGAGCCAUGGUUUUGACUCCCAGACAGAAAGAAGAACUGCACAAAGCCAUAGCCGAUUACCUUUUCCAAUGUGGCUUCGAAGAUGCUCUCAAUGCAUUCAAGAAGGAUGCAAGCAUGCCUGGAGAACUAGACAAAAAGUAUAGUGGCUUGCUGGAAAAGAAAUGGACAUCAGUGAUUCGUCUUCAGAAAAAGGUAAUGGAUCUAGAAUCCAGGCUAUCAGAGGCAGAAAAGGAAGCACAUACAGGUUCUACAUUAAAGAAAACCCGCUCUCCGGAGGACUGGAUGCCUAGACCACCAGAACGAUAUGCAUUAACUGGUCACAGAAGCCCAGUUACAAGAGUAUUAUUCCAUCCAGUAUAUAGUGUUAUGGUAACAGCAUCAGAAGAUGCAACAGUCAAAGUGUGGGACUACGAAACAGGAGAUUUUGAGCGGACUCUAAAGGGUCAUACAGACGCAGUACAGGAUCUUUCAUUUGAUCAUACUGGAAAAGUUUUAGCUUCAUGUUCAGCUGACAUGUCCAUUAAACUAUGGGAUUUCCAUGAAUUUGAGUGUGUCAAAACAUUAACAGGACAUGACCAUAAUGUUUCUUCAGUGACGUUUUUGCCAUCUGGAGACUAUUUGGUGUCAUCAUCUAGAGAUAAAACUAUAAAAAUGUGGGAAGUAGCCACAGGUUUUUGUGUGAAGACAUUUCAAGGGCACAGAGAGUGGGUCAGAAAAGUGCGAGUUAACAAUGAUGGUUCCUUGAUAGCAAGUUGUUCAAAUGACCAGACGAUCCGCGUGUGGGUUGUGGCAACAAAGGAAUGUAAAUGUGAUCUGCGAGAUCAUGAACAUGUGGUGGAGGAUGUGGCCUGGGCUCCAGAAUCAGCCAACCCAUUUGUUGCUGAGGCUGCAGGAAUUGAGGGUGCAAAAAGGGGAGGGAAUCCUGGACCAUAUUUAGUGUCAGCAUCACGAGAUAAAUCAAUCAGAAUGUGGGAUGCCAGCACUGGAAUGUGUCUGAUGACUUUGGUUGGACAUGAUAAUUGGGUGCGAAGCGUGUUGUUUCAUCCUGGAGGCAAAUAUCUAGUUAGCUGUUCGGAUGACAAAACUCUUAGAAUAUGGGACUACAAAAAUAAACGAUGUGCCAAAACUCUAGCAGCCCAUGAACAUUUUGCAACAACUUUAGAUUUCCACAGAUCAGCACCAUUUGUUAUAACUGGGAGCGUAGACAUGACGAUCAAAGUGUGGGAAUGCCGUUGACAAUAUGCAAGACUCCAGCUCAUAAACUUAAAUCAUCAAAUAGCAUCCAUGUGGAAAAUUGUUAUUUUAAUUCAGGAAGACAUGCAGGACUAGUGCAUUAUAGAGAAAGAGACUCAAAGCCUACCCAAGUGAAGCAUUCUUGAUUAGUGUUUCUCAGAAGAGAGUAGAACUGUGCUGAGCUGAUCUCGCAAAAGAGCAAGCCUCGUUUAAAGAGAAAAGUCAUUAAUAUUAUAUUUUGUAUUUUGGAAAAGUUUUAAAAAUUCCUUCUGUGCAUUUAUUACGGGUCAUGGAGAGAUGAGUUGUUUCAAGCUGUCGUUGGACAUGAGGUACUGCUCGCUGAUCGUCGUGAUUUUGAGUUUUGUGGUAUUUAUGAUGGUUCUUCACAAGCUCUGGACUUGCUCUGUGUUUGUACAAUGUUAGUUGGCUUCUUGUCUGGCAAAAUGACAGCAGAAUUUAUUUUUGAUGUUGUUGAAGUGCCCAAGAGAAAGCCAACAAAAGCUGAAAUCUAGUUGACUUUUCAACCUUGUUCCCAGGGCCUUCCUGUACUCGGACACCCGAGGAUUAAAAAGACCCUGGGAAAGAGUUUGAUAAGAGUUAUCUGCAGUAUCUAUUUUAAGGCUUUUUGUGAUAACCUUUAGGGGUAGAAAAUUAGGGAAGUCCUAGUUUGAAAAAAUUAAAGUGGAAAGUGGAAAAGUAUUUUAUGUAUCAUUAGCUGUAGAUCAAGUAGUUGGAAAUUGACAGAAACUGAAUGCAAAAGGCACAUUUCAGUUUGCUGAAGCUACAUCGACCAUCACCUUUCCACACAGAUUGGUUUCCAUAAAGCAAUCGCUUUAUUUUUUAAGGUAAUUUCAACUUAAAAUGGUCUUUACUUCAAAUGCCGUUAGGAUCUAGAAGGUGUGGUGAGCUUCUUUGGUGUCAAAUUUGAUUUCAAAAGAUUCAGUAGCCACCAUUUACUGUUUCAAGCUUAUGCUAAUUUGUAGGACAAUCUCUUCCCAGGGUAUUUUGCUCUGGGAGGUGAAGGAAGGAGAGAGCCUGGGUAUGACGCUUUGUGUAGGACCAGUUGAAAUUUACCUUAAUAAAACUUUGGUAAAAUAUUUUAUUUAGGGAAACUUGAAUAGGCUCGCAAUGGUAUGCUCAUCUCUUUUCACCCCUAGAAAAAGAAGUCAUUUUAUUUUUCUGUUGGUGGAAGGAUGUGCUAUGAUGCGAUCCACAGGACCAUUCUAGUUCCCAUUCGAUGAAAACAUUGGUUAACGAUCUGUAAUAUGACCUAAUUAAAAAAGAUGUGAAUAUCA